AUUUUUUUAACGAAUACGAUAACAUAUUACUUAGCAAACAUUUCUAACAAAUUGAAAAUGUUUUCGAAAAGAAAAAAGAAACCACAAAUAUCGAUGCCAAGUAACUUUGAACAUCGAGUUCACACAGGUUUUGACAAAUUGGAGGGACGCUAUGUUGGGUUGCCUUUGCAAUGGGCGUCCAUAGUCGGCAACAAUCAAAUACUUAAGUCAACAAACCGACCCCUCCCACUAGUCGAUCCCUCCGAAAUAACUCCGACAGAGAUUUUGGAUUUGAAAACGAUAGUUAGACCUCAUAACAACAAUAAAUUAGAUAGUGUCUCGUUGAAUAGUACGAGUGGCACAUUAACACUUAAUCAAGACGGGGGAGCGCCACCUACAAAUGGUGGGUUAAUUCUUCCGAAAACUUCUCACGUUGCUCGAUCGAAUUCGUUGAGAAGUUCAAGCCCGCCAAGAGUGCGGCGUGAUUUACGUGGCAAUGCAAAUGUUCCGCCAGCAGUGCCAGAAGAGCCUUCAGGGCCAACUUCGGUACAACAACAAAUGAUUUAUCCGGGUGUUCGAAAGGACACCCAUUCAAAACCACAACAAGGUCCAAUUACUUUGCAACAACAUCCCGAACUAGAUCCAAACAGUUCAACAUAUAUUUCGAAACCACCUCCUCCGUCCAAUGGCAACGGACCUUUAUCCGUACAUACAGAUCUUAAUCAUCAACUGCAAUAUCGACAGACACCACCACAACCGAAUUCGCCAGCUGGUUCGAUAGGUAGUUCAGCAUCGCGUCCAUCCCUGCAGCAUCAGUAUCUUUUACAACAGCAACAAUCACAUCCAAACAAUAACUUCCCGAAUAGUAUGGCACCACCACCAUCAACGCUUAUACAACCACAACGUCCACAACCACCGAUUCGAUCACCACCUCCAAUUGAUAGUUCAUCAUUAUCACAACCAACAAAUGGUCUUCAGAUGACAGAUCAGAUCAGUCCAAAUCAACCACACCAUAUAAAUAAUCCUUCGAUAAUUGGCAGUCUUAAGACAAAUUCACGUGCAUCUAGUUCGAGUGGGGGUAAUAGUUCACUUACAACGGGUACUUUAGGAACACCCACAGCUAAUCCAAAGCAGGAGCAGAGGUUAACACAUGAACAGUUCCGUGCAGCUUUACAAAUGGUUGUAUCAGCUGGAGAUCCUCGAGAGAAUCUUGAUAACUUUAUGAAAAUUGGCGAAGGCUCUACGGGAACAGUUUGUAUUGCAACGGAUAAAGCAACAGGCCGUCAAGUUGCUGUUAAAAAGAUGGACCUACGCAAACAGCAACGAAGAGAGCUUCUAUUUAAUGAAGUUGUCAUAAUGCGUGACUACCAUCAUCCCAAUAUAGUCGAAACAUAUUCCAGUUUUCUAGUAAACGACGAAUUGUGGGUGGUAAUGGAGUAUUUAGAAGGUGGUGCACUCACCGAUAUUGUAACACAUUCCCGUAUGGACGAAGAACAAAUUGCUACUGUUUGCAAGCAAUGCCUCAAAGCGUUGGCUUAUCUUCAUUCCCAAGGUGUCAUACAUCGAGAUAUCAAAUCGGAUUCGAUUUUGCUUGCUGUCGACGGACGUGUAAAGCUUUCCGAUUUUGGUUUCUGUGCGCAAGUGUCUCAAGAAUUACCGAAACGUAAAUCGCUUGUUGGAACUCCAUAUUGGAUGUCACCAGAAGUUAUUUCACGUCUCCCCUAUGGACCAGAAGUUGAUAUCUGGUCGCUUGGUAUAAUGGUCAUAGAAAUGGUAGAUGGAGAGCCUCCAUUCUUUAAUGAACCACCGCUGCAAGCAAUGCGACGUAUUCGUGACAUGCAGCCCCCGAAUCUUAAAAAUGCUCAUAAAGUAUCACCGCGCUUGCAGUCGUUUUUGGACCGCAUGCUAGUUCGUGAUCCAGCUCAAAGGGCCAUAGCUACUGAAUUGUUAGCUCACCCUUUCCUCCGUCAAGCCGGUCCACCAUCUUUAUUGGUACCACUUAUGCGAAACUCAAGGCAGCAUAACUGAAGUAGAUAACUUUGGAUUACUAUUUGUAAUUUAGAAGUUAACGGAAUUGAAAAAUACGAAUAUGCACCAUUGUCUUUGAUAAAGUCCAUUUAAAACAUUAAAAAAAAAUACUUAAAUACGAAUUUUACAUUAAAUAUAUAAAUAAAUAUAUUAUUUAAAUGAUAUAUGUAUGUAAAAUUAUUUAUCUUAUAUUGACACUCGAAAAUAAGUUUAUAAAUGUUGUAAGUUUAUUUACCUUAAUCGUGCCUUAAAGAUUAAAAAAAAACAUCGAGCUUCAAUAAGACAAUAACAAAACUAGCACUUUUUUUCAAAAUUAAAUUGUAAAAGUUUUAAACUUUAAAAAAAAUUGUUAUUAAUUCCAGAGUAGAAUAGUUAAAUGCCAUAGAGCCAGAUUAAAAUUUAUUGACUUAAUCUCGACAAGAGCCUAGGUUUCCUAUUUUUAUAAAAAUAAAUUGGAUUGAUAUAUAAUUGAGCGUGUAUAAAAAAUUCAUUGGACAAAUAUUGCGAAAAUAUUAUUAUGUUAUUAUUUUUGAUCCCUAAAAAUAUUAAAUGGGACAAUUAUUAUUAUUUUAUCUUAACAGCGAUUAUGAUAGUUCAAAAAUA
Episyrphus balteatus (marmalade hoverfly) is the source of this 2610-nucleotide messenger RNA. RefSeq names its product serine/threonine-protein kinase PAK mbt (gene mbt). Bases 58 to 2007 code for a protein of 649 amino acids. NCBI's taxonomy places the organism in Eukaryota, Metazoa, Arthropoda, Insecta, Diptera, Syrphidae. Gene Ontology annotation, cellular component: cytoplasm. The record is from RefSeq and is a predicted model, not a curated record. Gene Ontology annotation, molecular function: ATP binding; protein serine/threonine kinase activity. The transcript has 4 exons. Gene Ontology annotation, biological process: regulation of MAPK cascade; protein phosphorylation; intracellular signal transduction.